AGCAACCAGCAUGGCGACGGAGAAGCUUGGGCUCAUCUGCUUAUGUUAGCUUAGCCGAGUAUUAGUGCCUGUAAACGAUGGACAGCGGCGAUUAAAGUGCGGUAAAAUGUGCCCCUCCGUGUACGUGGUGCGCGGUCAAUAUAAUCUGGAUUCACGGCUACGGUCGGUUAAUAUUUAUGGAGAAAAUGGGACGUUUUGAAGACGAUAUGGACUCAAGAAUAGUACCAUCUGGUAGUGCGUCUUCCGCCUCUGGGUACAGUCUCCGUUCAAGGGGAUCCAGUGCAAAGAUUAGCCCGUUCUGCCCCCGCUCCUCCAGUAAACUCACCCAGUCCAUCAUCAAGGAUCACAUGAUUUCUCACUACAAGAAGGUUUACUCGGCCAAAGCUGCUAUCGACACCUCCGUGCCCAAAAGUCUGCUCUACAGUGUCAAGUACAAUGAUCAGCUGAAACGAGGAGGGACACAGAACAGCAUGAGGCCACAGUCAGCUCAUUCCCUCUCCCAGAGCAGCCGAACGGGUUGUUCUCCAGCACAGAGCAGACUGUCUCUCCAGUUCGACCGAGGCCCUUCCCUGUCUUCCGGCAGCUCCUUGUCCUCCACCCCCAGACCAAGCACCUCCUUCCACCCGAGAAGCACUGUGUACCCAACCUACAGCAAAGAGCAUCACCACCCACGCCCCUCCUCUGAGCACAGGCACCGGACCACCCUACACAACUCACUCACCUCAGCCAUUGCCGGCGCAGAUCAACCCUUCAGCUACAGAACCUUCCAGGACCCCGUUCAGAAGACCUACAGUGGAGACCUUCUGGAGAAACAUGCACAGCGCUUCACUGAAGAUAAGCCAUUUACCCCCAAGACGCUGAAAACAGAUCAGAGCUCCUACCUGUCCAAGUACAGGUACUACAGGAGCCCUCAGAGGACCACUCAGGACAGCCACAGCUCAAGCCUUAACCAGAAGCUGCACAAAAGCACAAGUAACAGAAAAAGCACACAGGAACUUGAUGAUCGAUCUCAGGGAUUCAGCACAGACCACGAGUUGUCUGAGGACGACUUGAGCCACUCGUAUUUGUCUACUACGAGAGACCACAAAAGCAAAGAGCUGGAUGUGUCCCGCUCCUAUCACAGGGUUUCCUAUGGAAGCACAAAGUCCUCCAUUUCUAGAAGUGUUGCAGAAGAAGAGGAGGAGCUGAGGUGCCUGGAGUUUAUAACUGCUGUGACUGAUGACAUCUUGUCCAGAGGAUUCAUCUCCGACAGUGUUGUUGACCGAGUGAUCAAUCGCCAUAUUGACAUGAAUCAAUAUCAUCUUAAUGAGGGUAAAAUGCGCCACCUUCUGGAGGUACUGCGCAAGGACUUAAAACAACCAUGCAAUUCCCCCAUCAACACUUUGAAUUUUGAGAGACAGGAGGAAGAUCAUCUGCCCAACAGUUUUCUUCAAAAUAUUAACUAUGAAGAGACCAAAGAAGACACGGACCAAUUACAUUAUUUAUCAGAUAUCAAAACAUCUGAUUCUAUAGAUUACCCCAGCCCCAUUUGCGCCUCAACUCUACUUUCUGAAUCUGAAAAGACUUUUGUUGUAGAUCAGAUUGAUUUAAAUGGAGAUAAAGGGGCUAUAUCUCCACAUAUGACUAAGUACAGUAGUUUUAGUGAAGAGGAUGUACAUGAGAACCAAUCAGAGAAUAAAAAUAAAAAUUAUAUUAGUCAAUCAGAAGGGAGCGACACUCCGGUGAAAGAGCACCCUGAUGUGGGGGACUUGGGGACUGCACUGGAGUCUUUGAACGUAUCGGACCAUUCACACUGUGAUGAGGAGGAGCCCGCAAAUGCAGCUGUUAGUGAUGAUGAAUUUUAGACAUUUGAAUAAGUGUGUAAUGUUUUGGGAAAAUUUGUGUUGUUUUUAUAUUACCAAUAAGGUGUUUAAGGUGUGUUAAGUUUUGUUUUAAGACAAAUACAUAAAAAUAAAUACAUUUCUAUGAG
Molecule: messenger RNA, 1969 nt
Organism: Periophthalmus magnuspinnatus
Lineage: Eukaryota; Metazoa; Chordata; Actinopteri; Gobiiformes; Gobiidae
Gene: spata7
Product: spermatogenesis associated 7
Exons: 13
Coding region: 177-1844 (555 amino acids)
Biological process (GO): microtubule cytoskeleton organization; photoreceptor cell maintenance; protein localization to photoreceptor outer segment
Cellular component (GO): rod photoreceptor outer segment; ciliary basal body; photoreceptor distal connecting cilium
Source: RefSeq, a predicted model, not a curated record